Messenger RNA from Arachis duranensis, 942 nucleotides. RefSeq lists its product as uncharacterized. The transcript has 2 exons. Lineage: Eukaryota; Viridiplantae; Streptophyta; Magnoliopsida; Fabales; Fabaceae. The record is from RefSeq and is a predicted model, not a curated record. Gene Ontology annotation, cellular component: photosystem II; photosystem II oxygen evolving complex; extrinsic component of membrane. Gene Ontology annotation, molecular function: calcium ion binding. Gene Ontology annotation, biological process: photosynthesis. The coding region runs from base 25 to 489 and encodes 154 amino acids.
AUUAGACUUUGCAAUUCUAUUCCAAUGGCUUUGAAAACUUGCUUCACUCUUCUCCACAAUUCACAACACUCUUCUUCCAGAACCUUUUCUCAAUCCCCUCUUUCAAUUCUGUUACCUGCAUUCUUCACAAUGAACCUCACAACCACAUCGUGCGUUUAUCAACAUUUUUUACUAAGAGGAAGCUCAAUCCUGCUCUUCUUCGUUCUUUCGAGCAAUUUAUCAAACACUAGUGGUGCAUUGUUGAUGGCUCAAGAGUUGGACUUGGAGCUUCAGAGAUACACUGAUUCCAAGGAAGGUUUCACUCUUCUUAUACCCUCUUCUUGGACUAAGGUUGAUAAAGCUGGGGCAACUGCUUUGUUUCAAGAUGCAAUUAUGGGGAGCAACAACAUUGGGAUUGUGGUGAAGCCGGUUCGUCUUGCAAACCUUGGAGACUUCGGGAGCCCCGAGUUUGUAGCUGUAAGCAUUUACAAGCAGAAAGGCGUAAGGUAAGGUUCUUGUUUCCAUUGCUGGAACUUUCUAUGACCAAUGCAAAAUUUGAAUAAAGUGUUUUGAUGAUACUGAUUAGAAGAAUCUCCCUGUACUUGUACCAUAACAACAUAAGCAAAGGAAGAAUGAGCUGAAAGAUUUACCUUGGAUUAGUUUAAGUCUGUUGUCAACAUCAUUUCGCUAAUACUAAGCGCUAAGACACUAAAAGCUAAGCUAACUAAUUGGCUAAAAAUUGUCUUCUCUGUUUCAUUCCUUACAUUAUAUAAUAAAAAGGACUCUAGAACCUUCCCUUCCUAUCACAAACUAUUGGCACCUCACCUGUUCUCUAAAGUAUUCCUAUAAUUAUUUAUUUUUAUCCAUAGUAGAUUCUUCGUUGAUCUUUACUUAAUUAAGUCAAAAGUAGCAAUGAUCAAAUUGGUUUCUUGUUGAGAUUGAGGUGUAGAAGUUAACCACUUU